AUGUCACCUGUGCGCAUUGAGUUGAGGCCCGUUGUGUUCAUCCCUGGCUUUGCUGGAAGCUUGCUGGAUGCGAAUGUGAGCAGGGUACGCGCCGUGAACCCGCUGUGCAGCUUCAUGGGGAGAGACCGUCUCUGGUUCAACCCGAAAUACUUUGUCCCGGUGCUGGUCGAUUGCUGGGUCGAAGAGAUGAGCUUGCGGUUGAACGUCAGCGGUUCCAUGGCCAGCGCACUGGAGCUGGAUGUGGAACCGGAAGGUGUGCACGUCGACACCAUCAACUUCGGUAGUGUUGAUGGCUCCCUCUACGACUAUGGCGUCUAUCACGCGACCGGGAUCUGGACACCAAUCAUUGCCCAGCUGGAGAAGCUGGGUUUCAAUGCUUCGAACUUGUUCGCUGCACCGUACGACUGGCGGCGUGGCCCAGGUUAUUGGAAGCAGCACGAUUGGCCUCGCUUGAAGGAGUUCCUCGAGGAGAAAGUUCGGAACGCAGGGAGCCCUGCCAUCAUCAUGGCCGUCUCCCAAGGCGCCCCCUACUUCACUGGCUUCCUCCACCAUGGCGGCCUGGAUGCUGCCUGGAAGCGGGAGCAUAUCGCCUCGUUCUUCUCCUUCUCGGGGGUCUUCGGUGGAACCGUGGGAGGCCUCGGCCUGGCGAUGUGGGGCGACGCCCGGCCUUUGGGCCACUCCAAGGCUGCCUACAACCUGAGAGUCGACUUUGCCUCCCGGAAGAGCCUCCGGGACCUGCUACGUGGCUGGGGAGGUGUGAGCAUGCUGCUGCCCAAGUUCAAUUCAGAUGUGCCCUUUGUGCAGCUUCCACCGGCCUUCGACGGAAACGUGACGAGGGAGAACCUUCCCGAGCUUCUGUGGCGCGUGUCCGCGGAGUUCGGCGCGCUCUAUGAUCUGUCGCUGGAGUAUCCCAUUUCCGGGCACCCGGGCGUCAAGACCCACUGCUUCUUCGGCUCCGACCUCCCCAGCCCCUCCCGGUAUGUGUAUCUGGAAACGCCUGCGAACACGUCAAGAGAGAGCCUGCUGGACCAAGGCCUUGAGGCAGUCACGCGACUUCGGAAGGGCCAGAAGCCGGACCUCAUGUCGCUGCUGGGAGGGAUUGGCAAAGCUGCAGAGGACUUCAUUGACCCCGAGAGCAAUGACACGGCUCCAUCAGUGCCGGCAGGCUCACCUGGCAGCAUUGACUGGUGGGACUCCGUUGCGAAGCUGGUGUCACGUCGGCAGCCGGAUGCGCUCGAGACCACCGACGGGGACGGCCUCGUGCCCCGGGAGUCCCUGGCCAUCUGCGAGGAUUGGGUCCAGGCGGAUCCCUCCCUGGACGUGGAGAUCCACGAGGUGAAGGGCCGGACGCAUGGCUCCGAGAUCUUCGAUCCAGAUACUCUCUUGGCGAUGCGGGCGGCAGUGGCCAAGGUCGCCGGCGUGAAGAACCCAGAUGACCACGACACACCGUUUGGAAAACUCUCUCAAAGAGACAGGGACAUGCCAAGACCGCUGGAAGAGUUCGUGAAGAUCGUGGGACCCGUCGUAGCGCGCUGGGACUGCCGCACCUGGGCCUUGCUCUACUUCCCCGACGGCCACAUGCACGGCUGCAACGCCAAACUGAUCCUCGACUCCAAGAUGUGCGAUCGUGGCUGCCGUGAGGCCUUUCAUGGCGACCCCAAGUUCCUCGCGCGGCGGUGCCCCGAGACAUGCAGCAAUCGGCAUGGGAAGUUGGGUUUGGACCUGCCUCGGCCGCUGGGAGAGUUUGCACCGGCUCUCCCCCCCGAGGUUGCCCAAUGGACGUGCCGGCAGUGGGCGGGUCACUACGGGGUGGCCAACAAGAGAUGCUCAAGCAAGGCGAUCUUGAAGGCAUCGAACUGCGAUGAGGGCUGCCGAGUUGUUUUCCAAGGUGACGAGGCCUUCAUGCAACGGCGCUGCCCAGAGACCUGCCACAGCAACGGAACGGAUCUUGCGCAGCCGCUGAAACAGUUCGAAAAGGUCGUGGGGCCAGAGGUGGGAAGCUGGGAUUGCCCCAAGUGGCUGAGCCUCUACCAUGCUCCUGGCUGUGCAGCGGACGCCAUUCGAGCGUCGCCUAGCUGUGAUGAUGGUUGCCACCAGGCUCUCGCGGGUGACCCCUUCUUUGUGUUUCGCCGCUGCCCGGAGAGUUGCAGUGACCCGGCACCGUCUGAUCACUCAUCAGCAGGACUGGCGCUGCCGAGUUCACCGGAGCAAGCGCAUGAGCGGCGGCAGCCAAGCAUGAAGAAGCAAGUGUCGUCGUUGCUGGACAGAUUGCCGCCAUGGCUACCGCUGCUGCUUGUCCUCCCGUGCCUACCGUGCCUCCUGGUUUUGCGGGCGUGCAGGCGCGCCCGGCGCUCGGACAUGGUCGGCGAGGUCGGCACGCCGCUGCACGAGGGUGGCGAGUUUAGUGAGUUCGAGGGGCGUGAGCCCAGAACGAGCUGGUGGCCCAGAUCCCGCAGCAUGGCACCUGCGAGGGAGGUGGAGCUUCAGUGA
Molecule: messenger RNA, 2490 nt
Organism: Symbiodinium natans
Lineage: Eukaryota; Dinophyceae; Suessiales; Symbiodiniaceae
Source: the annotation of a GenBank genome assembly